UAAAUGAACUGUGUGCUAAACAUUAUUACGCCCGUAGAAGGAAAAGAAUAAAGCGAAAUGCAGUGAUCGGUGAAAAUUGUGACGAAUGUACAAUGCUCGCAUCACCUUCGGCCAUUGCACGACAAAACCUAUCCGUGUGUAUGACGAAUCAUGGCGAAAGCUUUUGAAAUAGCCCUUACACUGGUCGUACUGCGUUCACCUCCACCAUGCACGUCAACAGAAUCUGCGGGGCCUAAGUGGGUGAACAUAGACGUGAAGAACAACGAAAAGCUGAAAACAUUGGCCCAAGACGCCCUCGGACACAUGAAGGCCAGUUUCGACCAUCAUUACGUGGUCGUCGAGCUACUGAGUGCCGAGACGAUGAAAAUAAAUGACGCGAGUGCUGCCAAAUACAAUGUGACAUACAAAGCCUCUCCAACAAACUGCCUCAGCUCUGCAGUUUUCAAUGAAACGACUUGCAAACCAACUGCAGAAAAGGCCGAGAAACAGUGCAGUACAACAUUUUUCGAGAUUCCUGCGGAAGAAUUUUAUCAAAUACAGAAAAUGGAGUGCUUUGACAUAUACUACGAAAAAUCGAAAUAGCCCAUACUCAAUGAAAAAUGU
This is a messenger RNA of Dermacentor silvarum, 603 nucleotides long. RefSeq lists its product as uncharacterized. The record is from RefSeq and is a predicted model, not a curated record. Lineage: Eukaryota; Metazoa; Arthropoda; Arachnida; Ixodida; Ixodidae. The coding region runs from base 151 to 582 and encodes 143 amino acids. The transcript is spliced from 4 exons. Gene Ontology annotation, molecular function: cysteine-type endopeptidase inhibitor activity.